GUGGUAACAGGCAUCAUGCCGGAGCUGCCUUCGCAUCCAAUGAUGAGCUCAAGAUUUAUGACGAUGUUGGAACUGGUGAUCAACGUGGUCGAUUACGGCGUCGUUUGCUUGCUGAAACAUCAAGUCCUAGCAUGGACUAUUUCACCGAUAUUACCAGCGGCGUCCACGAAGUGGAGAUGAACUGUACGCCUUCAACUAUUGAGGAAUUCCCUGGGGAUCUUUUCACAGAAGAACAACGAGAAAAGGGAGCUUUUAUUUUACAUGCAUUAUGUGCCGUAUACAUGUUUAUUGCACUGGCCAUUGUCUGUGAUGACUUUUUUGUGUCUUCGCUGGAAAAAAUAUGUGAGAGACUCAACUUAACGGAGGACGUUGCCGGGGCAACCUUCAUGGCUGCCGGAAGUUCUGCACCAGAACUCUUCACUUCAGUAAUAGGUGUCUUUAUUGCCAAAGGAGACGUGGGCGUUGGAACUAUCGUAGGAUCGGCUGUUUUCAACAUUCUUAUUAUCAUUGGUAUCUGUGGGCUGUUUGCUGGUCAGGUUGUCCAUUUGUCAUGGUGGCCUCUCUUCAGAGACACAUUGGUGUACUCAUUGUCAGUAGUCACUCUUGUCUUGGUCAUUAGGGAUGGCUGGAUCAGUUGGUAUGAAUCAUUAAUCAUGCUUAUUAUGUAUCUUUGCUACGUAAUCAUUAUGUGGUGCAAUCCUCGCCUGUUUAAACAUGCUCAGAGGUUAAGCGAAAGGAGAAGAAAGAAGAGAGAAACGUGCAAUAAUGGCAAAUCAGCAAUUCAACUCGAGCAAGUUACGCCGCUCAAUGCCACAGAAGAUAUCACGACGAAUGGAGAAAAGAAAGACGUUGAAGACGUUGAUGAAGAAUACAGUAAUUCACCCAAAAGGUUAACAUUUUCUGAUGCUGGUUUGAGGUUGAUGUUGACCAAACAAUUUCCUGCUCGCACGCGAUUGAGGACGGCGUGUUGGCUCAUCAUUACUGAGCAAAAACAAAUGGAGGCUGAAAGUGGCGGGAAGUUUCCAACAACAUACACCCACCGUCCAAGUCUACCAGAGACAGAGAAGAAUGGAAAUGUACCUCGGAGUGACUCCAUCUGCAAAGAUGAGAGUGUUGAUUUGUCAAUCGAUAAAGAUGGAACAGAAGAUGUAAUCAGUGAAAGAAGCUUUCCAGAAAUAGAUUCUCCUUUCUGUGUACCAGAUGGUUUAAUGAACAUAAUCAAAUGGUUCGUCACACUACCUAUCUGUAUUCUACUGUUCUUCACUAUACCGGAUUGUAGGAGAAAACGUUUUGACCGUUGGUACAUGGCUACAUUCUUCGCUUCUGUCGGUUGGAUCGCAAUCUUUUCCUAUGUUAUGGUUUGGAUGGUGGCUUAUAUUGGACACACACUUCACAUUCCUGACACUAUAAUGGGUAUUACCUUCUUAGCGGCUGGCACUAGUGUUCCCGAUGCCAUCGCCAGCUUACUGGUUGCCAGAGAAGGUUUGGGUGAUAUGGCAGUAUCUAACAGCAUCGGUAGUAAUGUUUUUGAUAUUCUUAUUGGUCUUGCCCUUCCCUGGUUUAUUAAGACAACAUUCGUCAGUUAUGGCACCAGAAUCAAGAUUAACAGCAAGGGUCUUCUAUAUUCGGUUCUUCUCUUAUUUGCAUCUGUAACUGCAACGAUAUUGGCGAUUCAUUUCAACAAAUGGAGGUUAGAUCGACGACUCGGUAUUCUACUGACUUUGUUUUAUGUGGUCUUCCUCUCAUUCUCAAUCAUGGUAGAAAUGAAUGUAUUCGGUUAUGUGAACCCACCGAUAUGCAAGAAUUAGCAGCAUCGUACACCAUCUUAUAUCUCAUUCAUCGAUGCCGAGAAACUUUGGUUGGCAACCAGUUGCAAUAUAUUUGAAGUUUGUUUCAAAGAUUUCAUUGUGAAGGAAAUCACAGUGGAAAAAAAAGAGGACAUGCCAAAAAGUUACUUCAUCAACUCAUCAUAAUGAAAGGAAGUACACUUUAAUCUGAUAAUGAUGAAUUAUGGAUAGUUCAUUUGGGAAUGCUGAGGAUGUUUUUUCGCUACUUUGUUGAAUGGAGUCAAGCAGGGUAGUCCGGAUGAAACCCCAAAACGGUGGAAUAAUUCAAGAUUUAUGAACAUCACAACCAGCAUUAUUCGCCAACGAUGCUACAAGUGUGCUCACCUAUCUGUGACGUCAAUGCUCAAACUCAAAAGAAUAAUUCAAUUUAUGUGUACUGGUACAUAGAUAAAGAUAUGACUUAAUACCGUAAUAAUAUUCGUUUGCUAAAGGGAUGCAAUUUUUAUAAGUCUUCAUAUUCGAUUAUACAGAUAACUGUCCAGCGUUAAAUUCUUUAAAAUCUCCAAGGUACAAUGAGCAACCAUUUUUUUUCUCAAUCUGUUAAAACGAAAUUGAAAAACGGAUUAUGGCAAACAUGCCUAAUAGUUUUUUGUUUCGCCUGCAUAGCAGAGCAAGACUAUAGGCGCUGCUUUGGCGGCGGCGACGUCGUCGACAUUGAAAUCUUAACCAAGGUUAUGUUUUGGAAAUGUCAUCAGAACUUAGAAAGUAUAGAAUAUUAGUUCAUGAAACUUGGAAUUAAGAGUAACCAAGUAUUACUGAACAUCUUGUCUGAGUUUCAGGGCACAUGACCCAGGUCAAAGGUCAUUUAGGGUCAAUUAACUUAGACCGCGUUGGGGGAAUAAGUUUUUGAAAUAUCGUCAUAACUUAUCAAGUAUAUGGACCUAGUUCAUUUAAUCUUAGACAUAAGGUAAUGGUGCUUCACUGAAGAUCCUGCCUGAUUUUCAGGUCAAAUGACCAAGGUCAAAAGUCACUUAGGGUCUACGAACAACUUUGGAUAUAUUAGGAUAUUUGUGGAAUUGUCAUCAUAACUUUGAAAUUGUAUGGAUCUAGUUCAUGACACUUCAGUGGACAUAAGAGCAAUUAAGUAUCCCAGAAAAUCCUAUGCGAAUUACAGGACACGUGACCAAGGUCAAAGGUUAUUUCAGGUCAACAGGCUUUUGUAACGUUAGGGGUAUUUGUGGAAUUGUCAUAACUUUAAAAGUUUAUGGAUCUAGUUCAUGAAACCUUGACAUAAGAGCAACCAUGUAUCCCUAAAUAUCAUGUGCGCGUUUGAGAUCACGUGACCAACAUCAAAUGUCAUUUAAGGUCAAUAACUUUGUACCUGUUGUUGAAUUGGCAUCGUAACUUAAAAAGUUUUUUAAUCUAGUUCAUGAAACGUAGAUAUAAGGUUAAUCAAGUAUGAAUCAUUGUUUUGCACACGUCUUAGGUCAUAUGAUCGUGGUCAAAGGUCAUUUCGGGUCAAUGGACGUAGUAUUUUAUUAUCAUAUGAAGGUUUUCAUUUGUGAAUAAUUAUUCAAUAAUUGUUUUCAAAGUCAGCACUUGUGCUAUAUCGAAUCGCGUAAUGCGGGCGAGACUGCCAGAGACGUUCCACUUGUUUUUAAUAAGAGGAAGAUAAACGAUAAUCUGAAGCACGAAACUUGAUGAAAGGUUUAUUGAAUAAAAUUGUUUGACUCAGAAGGAUGAAAAUAAAUGGAACAUUUAUCUUGUUUUGUUGACACAACAAUUAGUAUUCAUAAAAUUAAAAUGGUUUUGAAAUGAUAUAGCUGAUGUGACACUCGUGUUUGUUAGAAUCAACUUGGAGGUUUAAAUUUGCAUUAAACUCGAUAAUACUUGACCAUGGCAGAUUUUUUAUCGUUUAGUAGAUCGAGUGAUUGAUAAAGUAUUGUUUGUCAUUCAACAUUCUGUUGCAAUAAUAUAAUAUUAGUGUAGUUAAUGAUUUUAGAGUAUUGUAGGUUGAAGGAUUUCUGGCAAUACACGUUUAGUAAUGUAAAGUACGAAAAGUGCACUUGUAAGAAGUUAUUUUUAAUUCGGUGAUUACAUGUGCCUAUUGCAUGAUCGAUCACGUGGAUUUAAAUGAUUAGGCUUUUAGUUAAAUUUGUAUUACCGAAUAUCUUAAUUCAUAAAUGUAGGUUUGAUAUUUUCCCCUUGUGCAAUCGUGCAAUGAACUAUAGUAUUGGUGAUGGGACGACAUGGAAUGUUUUUGAUAUGCCAAAAUAAUGCCACCAUGUGUGAAAUAAUGUCUCGAUAGCCAUUACGAUGAGAAAGGCGAGUCUCUUUGGUUUAUAUAAAGAGAUUUGAUAUCAGUUUUCUUUGUAUUCGACGAGUCCCAUGUCCUAAUAAGUUUGUUGUGAUAGUUUAUUCACUUACGACGUAAAUCUAUGCAUUGAAGAGAAUAAGAAUGUUUAUUUCAGUAAAAGAGAUAUUUGAUUUGAUACUAAAUUUUAUUAGGAUAAUGAGAGAUGCAAUGUUGUGUAACUAUUUAUCAAGAUAUUUAAUAUUUUGUGAAGUGUUUUGUAUAUAUGCACAUAAUUAAAGUGUAGUUGUAUAAAUGGAUGAAGUUGAUAUUUAUGAUAACAUUUAUUUAAAUUGGUCUAUUCGUAACGGCACAAAGACAUGUACAUUCUAAUUAAUUAUGCCUCGAUGGCAAUGUUAUUUGUAAUGUUAAAGCAUUAUCAAAGCAACUCCCAGAUAUUUGGAAAGGCAUAUUUUUAAAUCCACUUUAUUUUUCCAUUGAACCACAUGAUGUAUCUUGCCAAUAGAUGAAGAAUAUAAAAAUGAGUAUGAUAAUUAAUAAAUCUGUAUAGUCUAAUAUACUUUCCAGAUACUUUUAUUCCUUGAGAAUGCAAGGCAUUUCAAUCAAGGGAAUUGUAUUGCACAUAUAAGCACGAGGGGUAAGUCGGGUAAUACCGAACAACAUUCUAUUUGGGCCAAUAAGUCAAGUUUAGUAAAUGUAACCAUACCAUACAAAGUUUAUGCAAUGCUUGAGCUAGGAGUUUUCGUUGAUUCAAAUACUAUAGAUAAAAAAGAAAAUGAAACAUAAUGUCCGUUCGUGAUAACCCCCACACUUCGCUGGCAAUCCCGAACGAUCUUCAAUCCUAUUCUCCCACCAUUGAUGUGUUUUGCUUCUAAAAUCCCACCCAAAGAUUGAUCUACACGGUGUUCAUUUAGAUUGAAACACUGUCUCAAUUUAUGCAGCGUGGUAUUUCGAUAGGUGCCGGGCGGACCGAAACAAAGGUGACGUCACUUUAUCUCGAUUGAACUACAGGGGAAAUAAAGGUUAACUUUAAACACGUCUCACUUUUUUAAAUUCUUCUUUGAUUUACUUUCUCGCCCCCACUCUCUCUUCAUUUCCUUCUUUCUCUCAUCCUUUUAAAAAUAAGUUUCUCUUCUUUAAAAGUGUUGGGGCAGUCAUCCCCUAACCCCUGCAUGUAGCGCGACGCCCCUGUCACAAUACAAACACUUUUUUGUAAACACGAAUCAUUUUUAUUAUCUGGAACAAAAAUAUGCCCUAACAAAGACUAAUUCAUGAAUUACUUUAGUGAAAGUAAAAUUUACACAAGAAACAUAAUUGGGGUAGUCCCGGACGGUCGUUAGAAAUUCCCCUCACCGUUAAGUAUUAUUAUUUUUCUUUCUUUGUCCUCAUGGAGCAUCUUCGUUGACUUCAAAGAUAUACACCUGCAACCUGCAAAAGUAAGCUCUACACAAGAUUUUUAAAGGGAGCCCACCGUAAUUCAUCUAAGCAUUGUUAAAAAAAUUAAUCAUACUACGAAUAUUCACAUGAACCUUCUCAAAAUUUCUCUUUAUGUUGGUCAAUCAAAUGACAACAAUGAAUUCCAAUGUGUCACGUCUAUAGGGUCAGUGGGACAACAGCUUUCAUUAUUGGAUAUCAUUAGAGCGCCAUGAUUCGUCAGUUGAACAGGGGCCGUUCCACAAAGCUUUUCGUAAGUUAAGAGCGACUUUAAGAACGACUGGUGAACCUUUCUUACGCGCUAAUCAAUCACCAAUGAACAUUUAAUGGUUCAUUUACUACAAGGAAGGAUCACCAGUCGUUCUUAAAGUUUCUCUUAACCUACGAACAGCUUUAUGAAACACCCACCAGGACAAGCGUGUUGGGGGUUACUCCUCGUUCAGCAAUACCCGUCUCACUCCUUUUAUCCGGUUAUAACAUUGAGCAAAUGCAGUACAUGUUUAUUGUAUUAUUUCAGUCGUGCAUUGGCAACAUUAGAUUUUGUUAUCAUGAAUGAAAGGUCAUAUUCUCAAUCAACAGUAAUUUGUUUGUAAAAGUAUCAAUGGAGCUGUGCGUUCCAAGACGCAAUGCAUUAAUUUCUCGACAGUUGUGGAAUUAGCACUUCCCAAACACAGUGACCACAUUUGUAAUGUUUUGUGUAGUCUUCCUGAAACUUAGUUUAAAGCAAAGUUUGUCGUUUAUUUAUAUUUUUUCCGUUCAAAAUAUCGCUAGAAAAAAUAUACAAAGUAUAUCUUAUGGUAUAUUAUGAUAGAUCAGGGAAUUUAUACUGAAUUGUAAAAUGUACAAAUUGUGACAUCAGAAUCUUUGCAUAUAUGGGUGUGAAAUAUUGUAUAUCGUAUUCUGACUUCUUCUUUUUUUUUUUUUUUUUUUAAAUAUGCUUAGUAACAUGUUUGACAAAACUAUUGUCCCCGCGAAAUUAUAUUGUUUCAACAUGCUACACUCUAAAAACACUGAGCAAAAAUUUACCCAAUAUUGGGUAGAAAGGGAACAUGUAUGUUUGCUGGGUAUUUUUCAUCCCAUGCAUAUUGGGCUAUUUCAACGCAACAUUGCAACCAACAUGCAUGGUCCCAUUUUCCUUAAUAAUGGGUAAACCUUUAUUUUUUAGAGUGUAUCCUACAGUAACAUUUUGUACUUGUGGCGAUACAUAAUCUCCUUCAAAGAAUUAUGUUCAUUUUCGUUGUGAAAUCAAUCUAAAAGGAAAUCUUUUAGGAUUUUUUUCAUAAAGAGAUAUUUCAGUUUUGGUGAAAAAUAUUAAAUUGUUUCUCAAACUUUUUUUUUUUUUAAUUUUUGACAUAUUAGGUAUGUAAUUGAAUUUAUCACAAUUUUUAUACUCACACCAAUUCGGAUCAAUUUCAGAAAAUCAUUUUCAUGCUCUUGAUGAUUAUAAUACAGUCCUGCUUAGUUUGUUAUAUCCCCAUGGGACCUAGAUAUGAGUUCUGAGUGAAAAAUUAAUUUACAGUACAACUGAUUCCUCUCCAGAAUCAACAGACUCGAGUUUGUAUGAAGUAAAAAGAAACCAUUUGAUUACGAUUUAAGUUUAUUAUUAAAAACACAACAUUAUGCCUAAUUCGACCAAUUUCUUGUUUUUAUUACAAAAAUGUUUUGCAAUUAAUUGAGCAUAAGUGUAAUAAAAUUGGGAAAAUGUAUUGGAAUGAA
Messenger RNA from Lytechinus pictus (painted urchin), 7251 nucleotides. Its product is annotated as sodium/potassium/calcium exchanger 3-like. Gene Ontology annotation, molecular function: calcium channel activity; calcium, potassium:sodium antiporter activity. The transcript has 16 exons. NCBI's taxonomy places the organism in Eukaryota, Metazoa, Echinodermata, Echinoidea, Temnopleuroida, Toxopneustidae. Gene Ontology annotation, cellular component: plasma membrane. The record is from RefSeq and is a predicted model, not a curated record. Gene Ontology annotation, biological process: calcium ion transmembrane transport; intracellular calcium ion homeostasis. Bases 132 to 1808 code for a protein of 558 amino acids.